Molecule: messenger RNA, 1703 nt
Organism: Siniperca chuatsi (mandarin fish)
Lineage: Eukaryota; Metazoa; Chordata; Actinopteri; Centrarchiformes; Sinipercidae
Exons: 7
Coding region: 320-1108 (262 amino acids)
Source: RefSeq, a predicted model, not a curated record
GUAAAAGUCCAUCAUUGACGCCCAAAAUGAGAAGGAAUAUUAAAGAAAAAAAUGGAGAUGGAUCUUGUAUUGGACUGAAUUUAAACAUUUUAUCACGUUCCGUUUUGUUGUACGUUAAGAAGACUUAAGGUAUGAGUAACGGUUUCCAUGAAGUCUGUUUCCAUGGCGACGCUGUGACUAGGUAGCGUUUCCCACAGUGAGCUGCAGCCUAGCAUUUCAGCUCGGGGAUGAGUAGUUUGUACUUUACCGUUAUAAUGGACAUGUGUCCUAUAGUUGGUGUAUAACCAGUUUAUAUCUUUAAUUGUAUGGCUGCCCCAACAUGAUGACGUUCCAGGUUAACGCAUCGCUACCCACCGCAAAGGUUUUAUUAUCAGAGGGAAGCUCAAAUUGCAGCAAGCGCGGCCCUGAUGCGGCUGGAUAUCCAGCAUACAGGAACUUCGGGAUGGGAGCAGGUGGAAGACAAGCAGCCCUCAGGCAAAAUUAUCAUCUAAGGAGGACAUUUCCUGUGAUACAACCCUUGAGCAAGUCCAAGGAUUGGAAAGCCUUGGUUAGCAGCUUCAUAGUUGGAGGGUCACCUAACUUAGCCAAAGAUGACAAACUGGAGUCAGACAACAAUGACCUGGAGAAGGACAUCACUGGGAGACACUUUCUUUUUGAUAAGAAAUGUACAAGGUUAGAGAGGACCAGAACUGUGAUUCCUCCACUGCCAAGAGACUACCAUGUGCACAGACCUGGCAACCUGCAUCCCUACAGCCACUCCAAGGAGAUUUCCCACAGCCAUGCUGGGCGGCCCUUCACCCUGGGCUACCCUGAAAGAUAUGAUCUGAAUACAAGUCCAGCCAUCCUCUUCCCCUCCACUUUAGUCCUCAACGGCAGAAACACCUUCUCAGUUGAGAACUGCAAGCUCAGCAGGCCUAAGGUGAAUUAUCCAACCCACAACCUACCGACUGUUAAAGACAAUCAAAAGAGCCAGUCCUAUCCAGACCCAAUAGUCGGAGCCUCUCGCUCUUUUAUCCACAGGAUAUCUGAGCUGUCCUCUUUGGAAGGUGAGACGGUGAGACAAGAAAAGCUCAAGAAAAUGAGGAAACCUAGGAAACCUCCAUCCUGACAGUCACCUUCUUCCCAGUCACACCGGUUAAGGAUCAAAACCUUCGAGUCUGUGCCAACGGCGUCUGAACAAAAUAAAACAUUCAGGGCGCCAUGUUCAUUUCAGUGGCUUGUUCUCACUGCUUGUUUGUCUUCAGUGAUAUUAGUUUCCUGCUUAACAUGGCUGAUCUUCACAUUUUGGGAUUCCUGACCUGAGCUCCUCUCUUUUAGUGAUUACAUAUACUGUGGUAAAAUGCAGCGUUUGGUACAACAAUAAAUGCUGAUGAUGAAUAUUGUUAAAUAUUUUCUAUCCUGCCUCACAGCUGUCAGUAGUUUUCCACUCAACAUCUGCAAGAGAAUUAUUUUACGUCUCUAAUGGCUUGUAAUGGCUGUUAUGUAAUACUGCCAUAUUUCUCGCUGAUUCAUCGAUAUGUUGAUGUUGUCAAGCUCGGAUCACAUUACAACAGUGUUUCAAAAUUGCAGAUAUAUACUAAUUAAGCUUUGUUAAGUAAGUGAAAUGUAUAUAUAGCCUACAUCUUAAAUAGUUACGCAAAACCAUGAUUGUGCCUUGUUAAACGUCUUCCUGAACUUAAAUAAAUUUAUUUUUGUUAACGUUA